Messenger RNA from Trematomus bernacchii (emerald rockcod), 4061 nucleotides. RefSeq names its product euchromatic histone-lysine N-methyltransferase 1b (gene ehmt1b). Bases 247 to 4035 code for a protein of 1262 amino acids. Gene Ontology annotation, molecular function: p53 binding; protein-lysine N-methyltransferase activity; histone methyltransferase activity. Gene Ontology annotation, cellular component: nucleus. The transcript is spliced from 26 exons. Lineage: Eukaryota; Metazoa; Chordata; Actinopteri; Perciformes; Nototheniidae. The record is from RefSeq and is a predicted model, not a curated record.
UGAAUUGGCCGCUGGAAGCCCGCAGUCUCUUGCUUUUGUGCUGGACCGGAGGGCAACUGAAUGUGCAGGAAGAUGCUGAACCCGGGAACAUGAAUACUCCAACCCGCUGGUCUAGCCAAGGGCAGCCUGGAGAAGGGUGCAUCCUCAAAGAAAGAGGAACUCGAAGCAGCGAGCAACGGAGAGGAGAAACCAGAUAGAGAGAAAGAAGUAGCAGCCAGACUGGCUUCUUCCCCUCCAGCAGAGACGAUGCUAAACGGGACUGAAUGUGACGACACGAGGCACAAGAGCCCGACUCACGGCUCCGCAUUCAACAACAAGACUUUACCGCUGGUGAAUGAAAACGGCACGUUAGAUAUGGAGCCACCGCACGGUUCUGUUACCGGAAGCAACGGAUUCAUUCUCACAAAGCAGCAGCAGCAGGAAGGUGUCUCUUCAGCGACGCUGGGUUCGGGAGUUUCCCCCCACAGGACUAACUGGCUGCCUUCGGGCUCGCCGACAGGGGGAAACCGGGCCAAAUCUCCCCCGGCCUCGGACUCUGGGUGCACACAGACUUCAGGUGCACUAAGGACUGAUCCCAGUACAGGGACUACGUCAGGACCGGAGACACCAGACACUAAAAAUGGCACAGCCUCCUUUCCGGCCCCGGCUCCCGUCACCAUACACAGAGCGCGCAAGACCAUGUCCAGACCCGCUGUCAGCCCGGCUCAAAAGCUUCUUAACAGGGAAUUAAGAGAAGCUCAGACUGCCAAAAUGGAGAUUGAAGUUUCACCUGCUGCUCAGAAACCCCCGCAGCAGAACCAUCUACCUCAGAGUCCACCGGAUACACCAGCUUCAGCACAAACUGCUCCGUCAGCUUCACCAGCACCUACUGCAGCUCCUGCAUCACCUCCAGCUCCUUCCGAUCCUUCGGCACCUGGAGAUUCUCCGGCUCCUGAAGCUCCUGCUCCACCUGUUGCUCCUGCAGCUCGUCCAGCUCCAGUCAAACUCCACCUAGGCCCUUUCUCAGGAGGCUUGUCGUCCCGUAAGAAGAAGCGGAGGAUGGGAAUGUACAGUCUGGUUCCCAAGAAGAAAACCAAAGUGCUUAAGCAGAGAACUAUGCUGGAAAUGUUUAAGGGAAUGGAACAGUCUGCAAAAAGCCUGCAGAGUAAAGUUAUACCUAACAUAAACGGGGAGAAGGUGGAAAAUGCAUCUGAGGAGGAAGAGUCCGAGGAGGUGGAGUCUGAGGAAGAGGAGCGGCAGCAGCCAGCAGGAGAAGCUGCCGGUGCGGCCCAGGAGGAAACAUCCGAACCCUCUCAGGGGGGAGAUGAGCAGGAGUUUGAAGAGUCUGCAGAAGAAGGGGGAGAGGAGGAGGGCACAGAGUCAGACCUGAGCACAGAGUCCAGUCUGAAGAAGAAACUGAAAAAUAAGUUAAAGCGAGACGCAGCGUGGCUCAGGCCGGCCAGGAAACGGAAGAGGCGGAUAAAGGCCAAAGAAAUGGAGGCGGUGGAUCAGCUCCAAACCUCCGCUCCGGCUCAGACUGACGAUGUGAAGGAGCGCACUCAGAUCCCCUCACCCGACUCCCUCCCCCUCCAGCAGCCCCGAGAGGCAGCGGCUCCCGCUCAGAACAAAGAAGCUUCAGGGUCAGCGAUGGAGGAGGCUCAGGAGCUCCCUCUCUGCAGCUGCCGCAUGGAGACGCCUAAGAGUCGAGAGAUCCUCACGCUGGCCGACAGGAAGUGCAUGGCCACGGAGAGCGUGGACGGACAGCUGAGCCGCUGCCAGGGCGCCAUCCUGAAACACGAAAUGAUGCGCCCCUCAAACUCUGUGCAGCUGCUGGUGCUGUGCGAGGAUCACCGCAACGGCAUGGUGAAGCACCAGUGCUGCCCCGGCUGUGGCUUCUUCUGCAGGGCUGGGACCUUCAUGGAGUGCCAACCGGACCUCAGCAUCUCUCACCGUUUCCACCGCGCCUGCGCCUCCAUGCUGAAAGGUCAAAGCUUCUGUCCGCACUGCGGAGAGGAGGCCAGCAAGGCCAAGGAGGUGACCAUCGCCAAUGCCGACACCACCUCCACCGUCCCCCCCGCACUCGCACACGGCCCUGCAACACCCGGGGCCCCCGAGGGCCGAGCAGACACCACCACUGGCAGCUCCUCUCACCUGGCCGUGGGUUCUGAGGUCAGCGGCCGUGCCGACAGCUCGCUUCCCGCCAGUUUCUCAGACGGCCUGGACUCCCUGGCUGCUCCCGGCUCAUCGCAGGACACAGCGCUGCAGGCGGGGACCAUGCUGCCCCCUACAGUCCAGCAGGGGGCCCCCAGAGAGAGUCUGGAGAGCAUCCUCAUGGCUCUAGAUACAGAGAAGCCUAAGAAGCUGCGUUUUCACCCCAAACAACUUUACCUCUCAGCCAAACAGGGAGAACUCAAGAAGGUGUUGCAUAUGUUGGUGGACGGUAUCGACCCAAACUUUAAGAUGGAGUCUCAGAACAAGCGCACCCCGCUCCACGCUGCAGCGGAGGGAGGCUUCAAAGACAUCUGCCACAUGCUCGUACAGGCCGGAGCGAACCUGGACAUGUGUGAUGAAGACCAGCGGACGCCACUGAUGGAGGCCUGUGAGAACAACUUCAUAGAGGUGGUGCAGUACCUGCUGAGAGCCGGAGCCAGCGCCACUCACAAGGAUGUUGAAGGGUUCACGUGUCUCCACCUAGCGGCAAAGUCUGGUCAUUACAACAUCGUUGAGUACCUUCUGAACGCGGGGGUGAUCAACAUCAACUGUCAGGAUGAUGGAGGUUGGACAGCCAUGAUCUGGGCGACAGAGUAUAAGCACGCGGACCAGGUGAAGUUGCUGCUGUGCAAAGGAGCCGACAUCAGCAUCAGGGACAAGGAGGAGAACAUCUGCCUGCACUGGGCGGCGUUCUCCGGCAGCGUGGAGAUCGCCGAGCUGCUCCUGAACGCUCGCUGUGACCUGCAGGUCGUCAACAUCCACGGAGACUCUCCUCUGCACAUCGCUGCUCGGGAGAACCGCUUAGAAUGUGUCACGCUGUUCCUGACUCACGGAGCAGAUGUGCUUCUGAAGAACCGCGAGGGAGAAACUCCUCCAGACUGCUGCAGCAACAACUCCAAAGCCUGGGCCGUGCUGCAGGCCAACCGGAAGGAGAGGGACUCCAAGAGCAGCACGCUCCACCGACCACAGGAGAAAGUGCUUCAGAGUGACAUAGCUCUGGGACAGGAGAGAAUUCCCCUCCCGUGUGUCAACUCUGUGGACGGUGAGCCUCACCCAGACGACUACAAAUACAUCCCCGAAAACUGCGUCACCUCGCCCAUGAACAUCGACCGUAACAUAACGCACCUACAGUACUGUGUUUGUAAAGAAGACUGUUCAACGAGUAUCUGCAUGUGUGGACAGCUCAGCCUGCGCUGCUGGUACGACAAGAAGGGUCGUCUGCUCCCUGAGUUCUGCCGGGAGGAGCCUCCUCUCAUCUUUGAGUGUAACCACGCCUGCUCCUGCUGGAGGACCUGCAAGAACCGCGUCGUGCAAAAUGGAAUCAGGACCAGGCUGCAGCUCUUCAGGACCAGUAAGAAGGGCUGGGGUGUGCGUGCGCUACAUGACAUACCACAGGGGACCUUUGUAUGCGAGUACGUGGGGGAGAUCAUCUCCGAGGCAGAGGCAGAGAUGAGGCAGAACGACACGUACCUGUUCAGCCUGGACGAUAAGCCACAAGAUCAAUACUGCAUCGACGCUCGUUUCUAUGGCAACAUCAGCCGCUUCCUCAAUCACAUGUGUGAGCCCAACCUGUUCGCCUGCCGAGUUUUCACGAAGCACCAGGACCUCCGUUUCCCACACAUUGCCUUCUUCGCCAGUGAGAACAUCAAGGCUGGAGAGGAGCUGGGAUUUAACUAUGGCGACCACUUCUGGGAAGUAAAGAGCAAGCUGUUCAGCUGUGAGUGCAGCUCUUCCAAGUGCAAGUUCUCGUCGGCGGCCCUGGCGUCGCUGCAGGCGGACAGCACACCGGAGGAGCAGCAGCCCAGCGCUCUGCCCGACACCAGCUCCUCCAACACCCCCUCCUAAAGCCCCCCCCCCCCCCCCCCCCCCCC